AUUGCUUACACAAUCGAAGUGUGUGUAUUCAAUAUCCAUCCCUCAAUGGAGGCACUGCUCCAUGGUUCAUCUCCUUCACCUUCUUAUCUUCUCCCUAAGCUUCCAAAAACUACGAUGAUAUUCGGUAACUGCGUUAGGUUCAAUUUCAAUUACAACCCCUGCUUCUUAUUCGCAAAUGGGUGCCCUUCUUCUUCUUUAUUGCGACUCCAUGUUCAAAAUAAGUCCAGAAAAGUAGCAUCAGUGAUUGUUAAUGCCCGCAAGAAAGAUAAGAAAGAAGAUAGCCAUAGCUCUGCACCAAAACCUGACGAGGCCACAGGUUUCUUUCCUGAAUCUGUGCUCCUUAAAAAGAGAACGGUUGAGGAAGAUGGCAAGCUUCUCCCAGAGUUUUUAGAUGCUGAAGAGAGACAACUUUUUGAAUCGCUGAUGCUUGAACUGGAAAGUGAUAUGAAUGUUGAAAUACUGCGCCACUAUGAAGUUGUUUACUUAAUUCAUGAGAAGCAUGAAGAUGAGGUUGCUGCUGUCAAUGAAAAAGUUCAAGAAUUUUUUAGAGAGAAGAAAGGGACGGUGUGGAGACUAAAUGAUUGGGGUAUGAGAAGGCUAGCUUACAAAAUAAAGAAAGCUAAUAAUGCCCGCUACAUUUUGAUGAACUUCGAGUUGGAUGCCAAAUAUAUCAACGAUUUCAAGACUCUGCUGGACCAAGAUGAAAGAGUUAUUCGGCAUCUCGUGAUAAAGAGGGAUGAGGCAAUCACUAAAGAUUGCCCUCCUCCUCCUGAGUUUCAUACACUGCGUGCAAAUGCAGGUGAUGAUGAUGAGGAUGAUGAAGAAUUUGAUGAAGAUUACGAUAAUGAUGAGGAUGGUAAAGAUGAGAUGGAUGGCUAUGAUGAUGAUGAUGAUGGUGGCAGAGAUGAUAUUAUUGUUAUUGACGGGGAUGAUGAUGAUACAGAUUCUAGAAAUGAGACAUCAGCAAAUGUUAGACAGCCAGAUACUAGAAAAUUGUGGGCUGAGAAUGUAGGAAGGUAGGUGUUGUCUUUUAUCCUUGAUUCUUUUGUUUCUUUAGGAAUGUAGAACAAUUCUAAACCUUAUGGUUUUAAAUAUAUGGAGAUCAAUGGUAUUAGGAUGUUGUGUUUCCUUAUAAUAUUAAAUUCUAAGAUCUUUGUAUGAUUGGCAACACAGGGGGUAACUAGCUGAU
Molecule: messenger RNA, 1189 nt
Organism: Abrus precatorius (Indian licorice)
Lineage: Eukaryota; Viridiplantae; Streptophyta; Magnoliopsida; Fabales; Fabaceae
Product: glutamic acid-rich protein
Exons: 5
Coding region: 46-1020 (324 amino acids)
Biological process (GO): translation
Cellular component (GO): cytosolic small ribosomal subunit; ribosome
Molecular function (GO): small ribosomal subunit rRNA binding; structural constituent of ribosome
Source: RefSeq, a predicted model, not a curated record